AGUCAUGAUAGCUUUUGGUUUCGGAUUUGGUAACAUAUGUUGUAGUAGUGUUGGUAUUUUUAGAGGAAGAUUUUGAAAUCUUAUAUAUAUUUUUAAUUUUUUUAACUUGACAUUUAUGUGUUUAGUGACUAUAUAAUAACUUAAUUUAAAUACUUUGUAAAUUUCUUUUAAGUUUAAGAAAGUGGAUUUUGCAUAGUUAUUUGAUUAUAGGGUCUGGAAGACUUCCAGAAGACUUCUUAACGAAUGGUUUACAAGACUUUUUGAGAAGUCUUCCAGUGCAAUUUAUAUUAGAAGACUUCGUAACUUCUAAACCGAAUCGGACCUUAAUUUUACAUUCAAUUUUAACAUAACCGAAUAUACACCAACAUAUAUUUAACCUAAGCUGAUAAUUUACGGACAUAUAAAUAGUAUUUUUUUCACUUUUCGGUGUUUCUUAGAAUUUUUUUUGUAAAAACGCGAAAACCCUAGAUGUUUGCUUAGAGGCGAUUUCUAUGGCGAUUUCAAUGGCGAUUAUAAAGGCAAUUUCCGGCGAAACUCUUCUCUGUCCUUUUCACCUCUGGUAAUCUUGUUUUUUUUUCUGGUGAAUCUUGUUUCUCCUUCGUCGCCGAAGUGUUUUUUAGUACAUUAAACUAACCCGCUUGAUUUUUUUUCAGAUCUGAAACCGUUUCUGUUGUAGUCGAAUUCCACUUCCAGUAAGUUGUUUCUCUUUGCUGUUGAAUCAUUUCUGAACUGAAACCGUUCGUUUCUCCGUCGUGACUUCUUCUUUCCUGUCGAGUUUGGCAAAUCUGUAACCAAAGCUGUCGUCGGUGACCGUUCUCUGUUUUGCACCUCAACUUCUCCGCUUUCCGACUGUCAGUUCACCCAUUUGUUCGAUGUACAAGGGUUUCUCUCGAUUUGAUUAGUCUUCUACUGGAAUACUUCGAAAGACUCCGGAGAUAUUACGGAAGACUUCCAAAGACUUCAUGAAGACUUUCGAAAGACUAUAAAGUCUUCCGGAAGUCUUCCAAAAGUCUUCGCAUGUUGGUUUGUUUGUUAUGCUCAGUUUGUGUUUGAAAUUUUGGUUUUUCAAUGUUUUGCAGGCUGUAAAAUGGAAUUACCAGAACUUCCGAAGAGGAUGUUCACCUUAAGGGAAGAGCCCAUUCCAUCGAAAAGCAUUGCGUAUCAUACCGAUGACCCAAAGUUGCUUCCUUCUGUAAAGGCCGCUCUACAUGAUGAUGAAUGGGAGGAGAUGGAAAAUUCAAGGUUGGGAGUGUACAUCAAGUUUCGGGAGUUCAACUUUGGAUGGGAGUCAAGGCUGGUUCGUUACAUGCUCUGUUUCCAGCUCGAUAUCAAGAAGAAGUAUGAGCUAUGGUGUCUUAUUGGUCCAGAACCAUUGAGGUUUUCCCUAAUUGAGUUCGAGCACCUCACUGGUCUAAACUGCGAAUAUACUGAGAACCUAGACAAUCUAGAUGUAGGGGUGACAGAUGAGAUGGCUUGUUUCUGGGAGUUGAUGAGUGUGGAUAUUGAUGUUUGUCCAAGGUCUCAGCAAAUAAUAGCAGCAUGUCAGAGGUGUGGAGAGUGGUCUCGGGUUGACCGCAUGCGGCUUGGACUAUCACGCACUGGAAUCAGAGCAUUAUUCAAAGAUUCAGCAAUGUUUGAAGUCAUCAUGUUAUAACUCUUCCCUUCGAAAUGUGAACGUGUCCACAACUUGCGGUCGAUUUUCUCCAAAUAAUCCCAACAUCUCCAAUCAGUAAGCUUUAUAAGCUCAUAGAGCUUAUUAAAUUCUGAGACCUUGAAUGCUUCCCCUGCUCUGCCGGCCAUAUCCUUCUGUUGCAGCCCUUUAUACUUGUCAUACACGUUUCACUGAAGGUGUACAAGACAAAUACAAUGGUGUGCACGUGGAUACCAUUUCUCUUUAGCUGCAAAAAUUGCGGCGCAUCUAUCGGAAAUUAUACUUAAUUCAUAGCUAUCUUCUACAAUAGUUGACAACCUCUAGAAAAACCACUUCCAAGAAUCCAUGUUCUCGCUAUCCACUACUGCGAAAGCAACAUGGAAUACAUGGCUGUUUGCGUCUUGCCCGCUGGCAGUAAGCAAACACCCUGUACAUGUGGGUGCCGUCCACCACAAGGACCUUCCGCAGAUGCUUCCACCCAUCGAUACAUGCCUUCAGCAACAUGAAUGCAUACUUGAACCUUGUUUUUCCUUCUUUAUCCACUUCGGUUUUAAUAUCGGUGAUUGUUCCAGGAUUUGCGUAUUUAAAUACGUGGAUGUGCUGUGGUAGCAUCUUGUAAGACUCCUCUUUUGUUCCUUGUGCAGACGCAAUUGUUAGUUCUUUCGCUUUCCAAGCUUUCCUGUAUGUGCAUGUAUAGCUGAAUUCCGUUCGCAAUACUUCCAGAAGUUCCAUUGCACAAGGUCCACAGUGGAGUCUUUCGUAUUUUGACCGCAAAAGCGUUGCAAACACUUUUGAUGUACCAUGUUUUUUGUACUGUCCUCGAACGUCGGAAGUGCAUACAUGUCCCAAAAUUGCCUUCUUCACACUAUAAGUAGGAGAAUCACUGAGUUUCUUAGCUAUUACCCUCCAACUACAUUGUUUGUCAAUGCAUUUCGCCGUGAUGAAACGUUUGCAAUGCCUCAGCUUAAACCUGCACACCUAAUGACUAUUAUCACAACUCAGCAAUCUAUAGCUGGGGCUAAUCCCUCAUAACCUAUUUAAACCCUAAAUCUAACAAUGGAACUACUCAGACAUGGCUAAGUAAUUCAUAACAUCAAUUAGGUAAGAAAACUUCAUUAGAAUAGUAAAUAGAUAUUAAUGGAGUUCCAAUCACAAAUUAUAACUUUGGAUCUUCUCUCCAAUCUAUCAAAAUCCUAAAAACCUUUGCUAAUAAUAAAAAACUAGAAACACAAGAAAAGCACACUUUGCCUCUAACAUAGUAGAAAAGCUUAUAUAAUUAGGUUAAAAAUCGUCAGGGGUAAUAUUGUAAAAUGGUGAAGACUUGGGCUUCAAGUCGGCUGUGACCAAACAAGCUUUAUGCGCGCUUCGCUGUCGAUCGAUGUUCUGAUGUGAACAUCGAUCGAUAUUUGUUCCUCAAUAUCGACCGAUGGUCGAGCUCGAUGGUCAUCUCGGUUGCUUGUCCCAAAUAUCUCUAAAAUGCUCCAAAAUCAUCACUUAUCUACAAAUCACUCUUGAUCUUAUAAAUAUAAUAAAUUGACUCUAUAAUAUAAUAAUCUAUCUAUAACAAUAAAACAGACUUGUUUCUCUCCUCGUGCGUCCACGUCAUCAAGGAGAAGAUGGCGAAUUAUGACACGUGGCAGCUCCAUAUAUUAACUUACGAAUCAUUUGUUUCUUUUGCUUCGUGGGCCUAUCGUGUUUCUGCUAUAUUGUUCAGGCCCAAUGUCUAUAGGGUUGCAGGUUGCAUCAUCUUAGUAAAUCGACAAACAAAUUCUGCCGCCGCUUCCCUUCUCUUGAGGUAACCUCAGAAGACAACCGAGCCGGCACCGGCUUAGCUAUUAUAUAAUGAUGUUGUCCCAAUCCUUUGAUAAGCAGAAACCACAUCAGAUGACUGAGUCGAAACAAACUUUUUGUUAUUCUAUUAUUUGUUGUACACUUUGAGUCUGGUUUGCUGGUCUUGAUUUUAUGUUUGGAUUGGAUGUUAACUACCCAUGUUUUGUUGUACCCAUUUUUGGAAAUGGAUUACACCAAAGAUGAUGGGGCUGGCCACAAAAACUUAUGUGUAUCAUUGGUCAAUUGAAGGUUUGUAUUUGUAUCUUUUACAUACUGUCGUCUUCUCAAUAUCAUGUAUAUGUAGUUUGUCAAUCUGUUUAACCAGGGGAUCUUGAAGAUCAUCAACCACCAUACCUUCUUCAAUUGGAGUUACAAUACAGAGACAGAUUCUAUUGAUUGCUUGAACUUCCUCCUUCUUCUUUAUUAAUUUCAAUUAGCUGAUGAGUUUUUAUUGUUUUGUUCCUUGUCAUAGAGUAGUUGUGGACAUGUGCGUCAGGAGGUGGUGACUGUGAGAGAUCGACUGGAGAAGAAAGAGCAAGAUCCAGGAUUUUCGAGUCUGAGUAAGAGGAGACGAAGCCAGAGAUUCACGCCAAAGAACAAGAUAGACAAACUUACAAGGAAAUAAAGCUUCCCAAAUACUUUUUAAGCUGUUCAUUGGUGCAUUUGAGUGAGAUCCUAAGACCCUUGGGAGCAAUGCAAAUGCAGAGUCAAAGUUUGGGUGACAAUUAUUGAACACACGGGAAUUAUCAAGAAGAGAAGUCAUAUAAUAAAUCAAAUUCCAUUUUUUCUGUUUUGUUUAAAAGUUUUUGAUUUUUUGUUAUAUAUUAGGCCGAGUAAAUUUAUGAAUAUCAUUGUAACUUCAGGUUGUAGGAAUAUAUUUAAUUUCCUUUUUGAUUGACAUCCAAACCUCAAGAGACAAAAUAUGCGAGAAAAGACCAACCUUUUUUUAGCUUUUUCUUACUCCAUAGUCAUGGUUACAUGAUUUCCUUGAACCCUCUUUAGACUGAAUAGAACGUAGGGCGUCUUGGAAGAAAACCGUUGGUGUAGAACAGCCAAAUAAAAGUGAAUUUUAACACUUCAGAUGAGGCGUUAAGUCCACAUAAUUCCAUACACGUUCUUCUGUGUAUACUCCAGUUUUGAAUAACUUUCUUAUUUUAGUGAUCUCGCUUUCAAUUAUAUGAUUCCUAAUUUAAACUUGAAGAAGCCAAUGAAAUUGAGGUACACACCAUAUAAAUGGUUACAUUACUUGGUUUAGAGAAUAUUCAUAUUAAACUGACGCCAAUUAAUAUAGGACUAAUUAGUAGAUUUUUCUGUUAUAUCUGAGUGAGUGAAAAACAUCAGCCUUUUUUUCUCUAGUACUAAUUUAUAUCCAGGUUGGUGAGCCUAGUGAUAGGAGACUAUCUAUCUUGGUUCGGAGAGCACCGGUUAACCAUAGACCCCCGGUCACUGGAUCUAAUCCACCACGAAAAGUAAGAAAGUCUGAGUAUUUUGACCAAUUCAAGGUAAAAAAAGGGGAUUGCUCCUCCAGAACGAGAGGGAUCCCGACCGUCGUCGGGAAGUAGCGAUUGCCGCUCAAUUAUUUGCGAACAGUGGAAUUUUGACACAAUCUAAUAAACAGUUUCAUUUUCUAUAUUCAUGAGGUUGUGUCAACGGAGUUUGAUUAUUAUGAGAGGGAUCCCUAACUUUGUAGAAUGAGAGAUUUCAUUGAUUUCUUUAUAUGAAACCUCAAAUCCUAAUGUUGGCUAAAGCUUUCGAUAAUGCUGAAUUUAGAGUUGUUGAAUUUUUUGUAUGCAUUUUCUUCAGUGUAAUUUAACUGUUACAAUUUUCUGAUAGGUAUUACAUAUGCAAAAACGUGUAAUAUUGACCUGAAAAACAAUUUUGUUCAUAAAAUCACUUGCAUAUUUUCUCAAAUUCAAAUAUUAUACCAAAUUUAAUAUAUGAUAGAGUCCGCAAUGAUGCAUAAGUUCACAUAAAUAUUGAAGACAAAAGUGAGAGAACAAUAUUUCUUUCUUCUCGCAAACAAAUUGGCAAAUUAGCUAAUCGUUAUUAUACCAUAAUGACAACACAAAGGUCAAUAUGUGAAUUUAUUUUUUUUUUCUCAAAAAAUAAAGUUUCUCGAAAACAAAAACAUAACGAAUCACAUAUUAACAUAACGAGCUACAUCCGAAAAGAGAACCAGACUGUUGUAUUUUUUUUUGUUCCAAUCAGACUGUCCCUUAUAUAUUUAUACACAUUUUUAUAAUUAAUUUAUCAUUUUUAUACAAUUUACAUUUUAGAAAUCAUGAUUAAUUAGUGUAGUUAUGUAGAAGAAGGAUCUAUUGUAGUUAUACGAGUGUGCAAAACCGACCAUCUGUAAAGGGGGAUUGCAACAUGACCAAACCAACAUACAGUAUUCGAUGCGUUUUCUUUGAUAUUUUGGACAUUCACUUCUCUUUCACUCAUUAAAUACAUGGUCUCCAUAUGCUGAAAUGAAAGUACCGGCAGAGAAAGCAAUCAGAUUUGGUUAGCAAUUUGGUAAUAUACUAUCUAAUGAGAAAAAAGUACUGGGGGAAGGCCGGAGAUCAAUUGCAAAGACUCAAUAGUUGAAGAAUAUAAAGCGCAGAAGACGCAUAGUACCCUAAAGAUAAAGAUUUGAUUAAUAAUGGUGAUAUGAAGUUUUCUUUUCUCCAACCUCUGUCAUACCUUCUUUUUUUUUUGCUUAAGAACUUCGUCGUACUUGCAUCAAACGAACAAAUUUAGCGAAAUAAAGUACAUAAAAGCAGUAAAAAAACACUUUAGAUGAGAGCAGUGCUAAGUCAAAUUCAACAAGACAAUAAUGGCGACAUAAAACUCCAACAUAUCUUUAUUUUUUAGAUAUUUUUUUGUUUAACAGUUCAUUAUUAUGUAGUGUUAUUUUAUUACAAGAAAACUAUGAAAAUUCAUCAGGCAUAUAUAAUAUUAAAAAAUAUACAGAAUUUCUGUAGAAAUUACAUUAUACUACUAUUAUUUAAUCUAAAAUUAUGUUUAGCUAGGACACUAAAGUAUUUCCACAAAAAAAAUUAUUUUAUUAGUUUUUUUAUUCCGGUCUGGUUAACCAAAUAACUUCAAAUUUAAGAAAUAGAAUAGACUUUCGUUCUCAAAAUAAAAAUAAUAAUAAUAGAAUACCAAUAACUUUUUCCUGACUAAUAGAAUACCAAUAAAUAAGCAUACAUAAAUAUUGAAACAAACAUUACCACAACACAUCCAAGAAAUCAUGAAGUAAUUGAGACAAAACUAUGAGAAAUAAUGAACCAAACCAAACAUACAACCAACCAUUUAAACUAAACAAAUGCCACCCAUUAUAUUUCAUGAAGCCUAAAUCCACAAUAAAUAAAAUAGAAAUGCUUAGACAAAAAACACAUUGUCCCACUUCAACUUUAUUGUUGAGAAAAAUUACUAACCGCAUAAGAUGAUGAGGUUAAGUUCCCAUAAAUCAAAUAAACAUACCCCAGAAGAUUACAAUAAUUAUAAUGGACAAUGUAUGAACAAAUAUUUGACAGACAAUUGAAACAAAACUACUUUAGAAUAUAAAAAAUUGUAAAACGAUUAAUUCUAAAAAUAAACAACAAUCCUUGAUUCUAAAAAUAAACAACAAUCCUUAAUUCUUAUAUAUAAAAAUAAGAAGAAUAUAUGAACAAAACUUCAUUACACAUGUUUAAAUUCAGAUUAGUCUUUAAAAUAAAAUUUCAAAUGCCGUUCUUUUUAUAUGCUGUCCACAUGGUACUUAACAGUAUAAAUGUGUUAUCUAAAUAAAAAUCAACUUUACCUUAUGUUUAAAUUCCAACUAAAUAAAAUUUGUUACGAUUAUCGGCUUUUGAUUCUACUGUUAUUGAAUCGAUUAGUCACAACUACUUAUGCUAUUCCACUUUAAAAUAAGUAAUUUCAAAACAAAGUAAUACACUAGAUCGUUAACCACUAUCAAAUGAAUCCAGAAAAAUAUAUCAUUUUCUUUUAACAUAUUUUCAUUUUCAUAUUUUUGAACAUAAUUUCGUUAAUAAGACCAUAAAAUGAAUUGUAAAUUCAUGUAAGAAUAAAACAUACGAACCCGGCGCUACGCGCCGGAAUACCACUAGUUAGUAGUAAAAACACCUAUAAACCAUGGGUGAAACUGGGUCAAAUCGUCUAUCACUAGUUUCCCUAAAUUUUAGGGAAUCUAUUUGUUAGAAAGUUUAAUGGGGUGACUUCUCUAUGCCCCCCCAAACUACUUAAACCCACAGUCAAUCCCCCUAGACUUUUAAGCUCUUCUCCUAACCCCACAAAAUUAAAUGAUUCAUCAAAUAUCCACCUAACUAUUUAUUUCAAGUUAAUUACACAUUUUUUCUUAUAUAAGAGUACAUGCGUUUAGAAAUUAAAAACGCGUUUAAAAAUAACGAUUACCCUUUAUCCGAUCCAAAAUUUUUUUUUUUGAUCCAUGAUCCACACAAAAAGACCCGACACGUUUAUAGAAAAACCUACGCUGACAAACCCUACCUUACACGACCUUAAACAACCUUACGCCACUUUCGACCAAAAAAAAACAACCUUACGCCACUCUCGUAAAGCACAUGUAACGAAUUGGAGAAAGACAGAGCUACUAGGUGAAGGUUCUAUUUAUUAAAGAUGGAGAAUGAGGCCUCACAACUUGCAAGGUGAUUAUUUAUUGUUAUUUUGAUUGAUCACGUUCUUUGACUCACCAGAGGAUUAUUUGUUUCUAUUAUAUGAUUCUUUAUUGCUUAUGUAUAGGGACACUGAGAAUGAUCUAAGACAUGAUGGGGAAAUAGGAGAUGUAAACAGAGAUGACAAAGUGGCGAACGACAUCUAUGCUAAAGAGGAUAAUGGUGAAGAUGAAGAAGAGGCUGUUGAUCGAUAUGAACAUGAGAUUGAGCAAUCAGUUGCUGAUUUUGUUGAUGAGGAGUUCAUUGGUCGCAUGACAAUUCCAGAAAGCUCAGAUGAAGAAGAGGACGAGUUUGUUGCAAGAGAUAGAAGGAUGAAAAACAAGUCUUUUGACAGAUUGUCUAUUGGAACAACUUUUUACUCAGGUUUCGAGUUCAAAGAGGCUGUAUUAGAGUAUGCUUUGAGUAAGGCGAGAAACAUUGUGCAAAACAGAUGGGAUAAGACAAAGCUUAGUUUUAAGUGUGGUAUUGGAGGUAAAUGUAAAUGGAGGGUAUACUGCUCAUAUGAUAAGCCGAGACAGUGUUGGUUGGUGAAAACAAGAUACAAGUACCAUAGUUGUACUCCUAACGGGAAGUGCAAGCUUUUGAACAGUCAUGUAAUAGCAAGGAUUUUUCUGGAUAAACUGAGAGAAGACAGUGGUUUGAUGCCAGAAAAAAUCCAAGAGCAGAUUAAGGAUAUUUGGAAACUAGUUGCAUCAAGAAAUCAGUGCCAGAGAGGAAGACUACUUGCUUUGAAAUGUCUGGAAAAAGAGUAUGCAGACCAAUUUGCUCAUCUCCAAGGUUAUGUGAGAGAGAUCGAGAAGACAAACCCAGGUAGUAUUGUUGUGCUCGAUACGUCUUGCAAUGCUGCGGGUAAGGAUGUUUUUGAUCGCUUUUACGUAUGUUUUGAGAAACUUAGAAGUUCAUGGAGAGGGUAUUGUCGGCCAAUCAUAGGGUUAGAUGGAACUUUUUUAAAAUCUGAUGUAAAAGGGAUAUUGCUUACUGCUGUUGGUCGUGAUGCAAAUAAUCAGAUUUAUCCGGUUGCUUGGGCUGUAGUACAAACUGAAAACUCGGAUAACUGGUUGUGGUUUGUUCAACGGCUGAAGGCUGAUUUAGUUCUCGGUGAUGGGAGCAGAUUUGUUCUUAUUUCUGAUGGCUCAAAGGUAAGCAUCUCAUUACUGGACUUUCUCAUAUCACAUAUGCUAAUAUCUCUAAUACACCACCAUUAUUAUUUGAUUCAGGGUCUGAUCAGUGCAGUGAAGGCUGAAUUACCUAAUGCAGAGCACAGACGAUGUGUUAAACAUAUUGUGGACAAUUUAAAGAAAAAGCAUAAGAACAAAGAUUUUCUGAAACCAAUGGUUUGGAAUCUAGCAUGGGCCUACAAUAAGACACAGUACAAGGCAGAACUCCAGAAUCUGAAAGACUACAACAUGUCUUUGUAUGACGACGUGAUGAAGAAGGAACCAAAGACUUGGUCGUUGGCAUAUUAUAUGCUUGGAAGCUUAUGUGAGGAUGUCGACAACAAUGCAACUGAGUCAUUUAAUGCCACCAUUCUUGCAGCAAGAGCUAAGGCAGUUGUGCCUAUUUUGGAAACUAUUAGAAGGCAAGCAAUGGUUAGAAUAGCUAAAAGAAAUAAGAAAUCUGAGAGGCGCGCAGAGAAAUUCACAAAAUAUGUGGUUAAGAUGCUUGAAUCGGAGAAGGAAGACGCUGAAAAGUGUAUAACGACUCCUUGUACUCAUGGAGUUUUUGAGGUUAGUCUUUAUCGCUGUUCAUAUGACGUAAACACGACAAGGAUGACCUGCACAUGUGGGAAGUGGCAGAUAACGGGAAUUCCAUGUGAACAUGCUUAUGGAGCGAUGAUAGAUGCUGGGUUAGAUGUUGAAAAUUAUGUUUCUGAAUUCUUUUCCACUUCUAUAUGGCGGAUGACAUACAAUGACUCUAUCAACACCGUUAGAGGACCACGCUUUUGGAUGAAUGGUACAUACAGGUUAAUAGUCGAAGCUCCGGAGCCUAUACUCCCUGGACGGAAGAAAAAGAAGAAUCAAAAAAAGUUUCCGAGAUUCAAAGGAAAGCAUGAAUCGCCAAAGAAGAAGAAGCAAACAGAAACACUAGGAAGGGGGGGGGGGGCGAACCAUCCACUGUUCUAAAUGCGGGGAAGCUGGACACAACGCAGCCGGCUGCAAAAUACACCCAAAGAAGAAAAUAAAGAAGACAGGAGAAACAAUCGAGCAGGUGAAUGUUUUUAGUGUCUAGAUUUGGAUAUUGUCAAGUGAAUAUUUAAUAACUUAUGCUACUGGUGUUAUGUCAUAUGUUAUGUUUUACAGGAUGUUGGAACUGUUACAGAACCAGAGUUCGUUGCUUUAACGCAGCCAUCACAGUCACGCAUAAACUAAGGAAGGAUGGUGACUUAUGAAUGUUCUUAUAAUAAACCAAAUCUAUGAAUGAUGACUUUUGGGAGUUUUAAUAAUUCUUGUUUAGUUUUGUGUCUUAUGGUUAUUUUAAUAACUUUGUGAUCCUAUAAAUGAUGUUUUCUGAGAAUUUUUAGUAAACCAUUUUUCCUUGUGUUGACUUUGAAUAUUUUCCUUUAUACGAAAAAAUUAUAUUAGACGUUGUCUACGAUGAAUCCAGAGGAUGACAUGUGAACAUGUUGUUUGACACUUUUGAUGUUCUCAGGUUGAUUGUUUGUAGUUUCUAAAAUGGUUUUUGGCUUUUGUUUUUGAAAAACCACUUUAAUUGCCAAUCAAGAUUUUGUUAAAAGUGAUUCCCUAAAAAUUAGGGAAACUAGUUUUUCAAAUAACUACCUAGUUCUACACAAAAACCAAAAUCUCUAUUUUCUUAGCUUUUGGACUACGUUGUUUUUUAUCUAUCAUUUUACUUAUGUUUUAAAAAGAUAGUUAAAAAAUAAAAAUAUGAUUUAAAAUUAUUAUUUUAAUUAUAAAAUAAAGUAUAUAUAACUUAUGUUUAAACAUAGAAUUAAAUUUUGUGUUAUUUGCUGUUUUUUCAAAUAAGCUUAUUUAUAUUUUGGUAAUGAUAUUAUAUUUUAUUAUUUCCAUAGUAAAUAUUUUACUAUUGAUAAUAUUUUUAUUUUAUUAUUUUAUAAGCAAAAUCCAGAAACUAAAAACCAAAAUCUAAAAUUACCAUUCAUGUUUUUCAAAAACUAAAAUCUACUGCAAAAUCAAAAACCAAAAACCAAAAUCUAAAAUCCAAAAACCAAAAACUAAAAACCAAAAACCAAAAUCUAAAAUCUAGAAACCAAACAAACAAUCAUCACCAUAGACUAAUAAUCUUCAAGUUAUUGUGAUGACUGUUAUGGCUUACGUUUAACAUAAUCAAGUUUACAAAUGUUUACGUUUAUAAAACAAACUAUGUCACUACAACAAAGUGACUCCUUACAAACGAGAUGAUCCCUUUGUCUCUUUUCUGUUGUUUUAUGGGAAAUAAGUAAGCAACAAAAUUUUCUAACACACAGAACACAGCCCAAUUGAGAUUAUAGAACUCUGGACAGAAUAAUGUGCAAUCUCAAAAAUUCAAUAGUAAAAGCCACAAAAGAAGAAGAAUUUUUCUUGACAUGGUUGCAGCUUGGAACGCUCUAACUUUAGCCUGCAAGACCAUCCCGGGUUCAUCUGCCACUUGCAUUGAAUAAAAAUUUCUUGGAGCUUGUAACUAAAGUUCUUCGGUAAUCUAUAGCUUUAGACAUAGGUCCUGGAACAAAAGGGAACUGAAACAUCCACCAAACCACAAAUAAUCCAAAACAAAAAACAUAUGAGAAAACUUACAUAGAAUACCUUAGAUCGUGUUCAUAAAAAAAAAAGAAAAAGAAUAUUGUAGAUCGUUGCUCUCUUUUAUGUUGGAAGAAAAAUUCAAAUCUUAAACUAAAAAACAAUCUCUAUGAAGCUUCCUUAAGCUUCUUUUCGUAGAGAUGAAGUAUGAACCCUAGUUUCAGAGCAAUUGAGGGCGAAAUUAUGUCGAGAGUUUCAUAUUCAGAUCUUUUAACUUAAGUCGGGUCCUACGGUUGGGUGGGGAGAUUAUCGGGUAGUCUUAGGGUCAACGUGAUUUGUCUGAUCGCGUUUUAUGAAACUAAACGCAAUCACGUCGAAAUCAUACGAUAUGUGGAAUUAAUUCAGGAAAAAUACUUAACGGAGAAAACUAAUGAAGCAAAUUAGUUUAGGGGGUUUCUUAAUGAGCCUAAAAGUUUAGGGGGGUUUGGUGUGAGUUUAAGUAGUUUGGGGGAGGGGGAGGGGUGUAAAGAAGGCUACCCAAAUUUAAUUGGCAAAUGAAAUGGUUUUACAAAAACAAAAACUAAAAGCUAAAACUUGAUCGGAGGAAAAAUGGUUUUUGAAAGAACAAAAACCAAAAACUAGUCUAAAAACUACAAACAAUUUUUUUCUAAUUAUUCAUGUAACUGUAAAAAUCUGAACCAAUUGCAAAAUAAAGAAUUGUAAGCAAAAUAACUCUCUAACAAUAAAGAAUUCCACUACUCCUAAUUUCAUUGCACGAUCCAAACAGUUUCACUGGCUAUAUAAUUAUUCAUGUAUUAACUAAUCAUCUUUUGUAUUUUUCUUAAUUGUUUUAUCUCUUCGUUCUUUUUGUUGGUUCUUGAAUGUAGCAAAAAGGUCAAAGAUCGAUUUAGUUUUAUGACUAUUUUUAUUUAAAUUUAUUUUCUCUGAUUCUCAAAGAAAUACUCUCUAUUUCAUGCAUGAUUCAGCUUGAGUUUUGUUUAUGGAUUAUCAUAGGAAGAGGAAGGGACAACGAGGCUGCAUAAUUUAGUAGUUAAACUAUGGAAAUACUAAAUGAGGGUGUUGAAAUCCUCUUUCAACGGUUUAAUCCCAUACAAUAUCCCAUACAAUGAGGAUGUUGUAAAUGACGUUGUAUCAACAUGUAUAGUUUCAACAGCUGAAAGAAAAAAAUUGUGGACUAUCGUGCCACGUGUCGCAUUGUGGUUGGCCAUGAACAUUUAGUGCGCGCGCAGCAGAUCACAAUUUUUUUUGAAAAAAUAUGGAUAAGAUUUAAAUACUACAUUCUCAUUGGCUCGGCAAAUUGCUUUUGUUUUUUAUCCCCACCCAAUAAUUUGAAUACAUUUAUUAUAUAAUAAUUUUUUUUUUUAAAUAUGAAAAUUAUAUCAAAAUUCAAGAUUUUUUUUAUCUAUAAAUAAAGACUACUCUCAUUUCGUUUGGAUACAGAAAAACAUCAUUUUUACUAUAAGCAACUAUCAAGUGUGUUAAAAGUUAUGUUAUUUUAGUUUUUAAGUUAAUUAUUAAUAUGUAAUUAUUAUAUUGUAAUUAUUAUAUUGUAAGAAAAAAAAAAUAUGACUUAAAAGUUGUGGAGUAGAGUGUUGAAUUUCUUAAAACAAACCAUUAUAGAAGUUUAAAAUGAAGUGGGUGUUGAAUAAAUGAGGUGGAAGAAAGAGAAGAUGAUGUGAAAUGUUAAAAGGAGAAAAUGAGGGUGUUGAAACCAUUCUACAUGAGUUUUUUUUAACGCUGAUUUAUUAUGAUAUUACAAUUAUGAAAAAAAUUACAUAGACGAUCCGACAACCGACAAUACUACCUGCUUUAUAAGGAUCUACGCCUAACUGCAUCACCUGAGCCGUUCUACGAAGAUCACGCCUGACCGAGUUUACUUACACCAUGUUGAAGAUCCAUUGUAAGCCUUUCAUUUGUAGCCUGCAUAAUUGUUUAAUAAAUCGUUUUCUCCGGGAAUUGAAACCUAGACCUGCUGGUGUAGAAGUAUUAAUGAACUCUUAGUCAAACUAUUGGAACAAGGGGGCUUCCACAUGGUUUAAAGAACAUAUUUUUGCACUUUUUCAUUAACAUGGAAAGGUUUAGUAGGGGUUAUUAGUUGUUGUAUUUUAAUGGAUUUGAAAAUUCGAACUAAAUCUAGUGUUAUUGGUUCUAUGAUUUUCAAAUCUGUAUUAAAAUCAUGUGUUAUUGGUUUAAUGAUUCAUAAAUUCU
Messenger RNA from Brassica napus (rape), 14078 nucleotides. RefSeq lists its product as uncharacterized. The transcript has 3 exons. The record is from RefSeq and is a predicted model, not a curated record. Bases 8214 to 10277 code for a protein of 687 amino acids. NCBI's taxonomy places the organism in Eukaryota, Viridiplantae, Streptophyta, Magnoliopsida, Brassicales, Brassicaceae. Gene Ontology annotation, molecular function: zinc ion binding.